AAGUACAGCUCUGCCUGAGGUGGGAGGAUGUGAUGACGUGGCCCCACUCAGCGGGAACUCGGGCCUUUAAAAAGCUGAAGAAACAGCCUCAGAGUAAACGGUGGUUCCACAGGAGGAAAGCACGCCCAGUCACAUUAAAGAAGCCAAACUGUCUGCUUCAAAGAGGAAAGGCAACAUCCUGUCACAGGCCAUGCUCUGGCAAAAAUCUCCAGAGCAAGCUCCUGCCCCACCACGGCCAUACCAGGGUGUUCGAGUCAAGGAGCCAGUAAAAGAGCUACUAAGGAGAAAGCGUGGCCAUGCCAGCGGUGGGGCAGCUGGCCCACCAACUGCGGUGGUACUGCCCCACCAGCCCCUGGCGACCUACAGCACAGUGGGUCCUUCCUGUCUUGACAUGGAGGUUUCUGCUUCCACAGUGACAGAGGAGGGGACAUUGUGUGCUGGCUGGCUCUCUCAAUCUGCUCCGGCCACUCUUCAGCCCUUGGCCCCAUGGACACCUUACACGGAGUAUGUGCCUCACGAAGCUGUCAGCUGCCCCUACUCUACUGACAUGUAUGUGCAGCCCGUGUGUCCCAGCUACACAGUGGUGGGACCCUCCUCGGUGCUGACCUAUGCUUCCCCGCCACUCAUUACUAAUGUCACGCCAAGGAACACAGCUACGCCCACGGUGGGGCCCCAGCUGGAGGGCCCCGAGCACCAGGCGCCCCUCACCUAUUUCUCGUGGCCUCAGCCUCUUUCCACACUGCCCACCCCCGGUCUGCAGUACCAACCUCCAGCCCCGGCUCUGCCUGGGCCCCAGUUCGUCCAGCUCCCAAUCUCUAUCCCAGAGCCAGUCCUUCAGGACAUGGAUGACCCCAGAAGGGCCAUCAACUCCCUGACCAUCGACAAGCUGCUACUGGAGGAAGAAGAAAGCAACACGUAUGAGCUUAACCACACCCUCUCGGUGGAAGGCUUUUAGGGCUGGCGUGCAUUCUAACAACCCCCUCACGGGAAACUGAGAUUUAAAAUGAGGUCAGACGAAGCCCAAGUUCUGUCUGUUUGAAGUAGCUGUUUCAUAGGUUUCCUUUCUCCCUAAGGCUAAGCUGUACUUCUUCCUUCCUUCCUUCCUUCCUUCCUUCCUUCCUUCCUUCCUUCCUUCCUUCCUCCCUUCCUUCUACUUUCUCCCUUCCCCCAACCCCAUCUCACUUCUUUCUUAUUUCUUCUUCCUCUAGAGGGGGAGAUUAUAGUGAUACUAUGAAAAAUUUUAUGCCAGAAGUCACGAAGCAGGCAGCUCAGAGUUUCCCUUCGGUGUCACAUCAUUAGGGAAGUGGCCUUUCUCUUAGGUGCCUCCUGCUUCCUGGAUGCAGUAUUAUCAUUGCUCUACUCUAAGACCACUUACCUCCUCUGCCAUUCUGAAAUGCACAGGGUCCCAAGGGGAGACCAAAGGGGCCACCGCCUCCCUGCUGAGUCCCCAUGGAUAGGGCCUCCCUGCUCUCACGUCCCAUGGGUUUUUUUGUUUUGUUUUGCUGUUCUGAGCCCUGGUCUGAUUUACAGUGUAAUCAGAUGUUUCUGGUCUGCUAGAGGGGAUGGGACGGGAUUACCAGGGUGGGUAGGACCAGUCAGUGAGUGAUGGGAGACCGGGCUGGGGAGGAGCAGGACAAUUGGUGUGUUGCCUGUGCUUAGAGAGGGAGUAAGGAUGGGA
Messenger RNA from Acomys russatus (golden spiny mouse), 1678 nucleotides. RefSeq names its product POU class 2 homeobox associating factor 1 (gene Pou2af1). The transcript has 5 exons. Gene Ontology annotation, molecular function: transcription coactivator activity; POU domain binding; DNA binding. Gene Ontology annotation, biological process: positive regulation of transcription by RNA polymerase II. The record is from RefSeq and is a predicted model, not a curated record. Lineage: Eukaryota; Metazoa; Chordata; Mammalia; Rodentia; Muridae. Bases 191 to 955 code for a protein of 254 amino acids. Gene Ontology annotation, cellular component: RNA polymerase II transcription regulator complex.